AUGGAUCAGUACCUGUUUCAGACGUAUCUCGACCAGUGCUCAUUUGUGGAGGAGACUACCUCAUGGAUAGAAAUCUUCAAUUAUUCGGAUGAAAGUCUCAACACCAUUGAGGAGCAUCGAUUCGGGCCUGAUGAGCGACGAGUCGAGUUUCAUAAUUUUUUGCGUCGGCGGGGUGUCUUUGCUCCUAGAGAGUUGAAGGAAGGAGUACGACUUUUGAACGGAAUUCGUCUGAUAGUACAAAAGGAUGCGCAAGAUAAUGAAACCUUUGCACCUCUUCACAUUUCUUUAAAGCCCGAGGACUACUCAAGCAUGGUCGAGAGCAUGCGGUUACCUUACCGAGCCAUAGAAGGAACCAGCGUCGUCGGCCCCUUUUUCUGGGCAGCUCUGGACCACGACGACAAAGAUCCUCACUUGCAAAUCAUCUUCCGCAAAUCCGACGUCCGGAAAAAGGGCAAAACCCGGGGCUGGGAACUGAUGCUCUCGCACUCUUUCAACACGGGCAUCACCUCGGGUUUCGUCAAAGGCACGCCCUCCUCCGACAUCAACGUUUCCAUCAAGACCCUAUUGGCCUGCGCCUCACAAGCCAUGCACCCCUUUUUGCUCCCCAUGAUCGUUUUGUCUCACGACAUCUCCAUCAAGACGGACAUGAAGCAGCGCGAAGCGCGCGAGUGGUUGCGCCGGCUCGAGCACGCCGUCAGCAUGCGACAAGAAAUCCUCGAGGAAGAGUCCAACUACAUCAAAGACACCAUGGUCAACUUGGACCAGAUCAACCGCGACCUGGUGGAGUGCCACUCCCAAGUCCUCUGGAAACGCCCGCAAGCCUACCAAGAAAUCGUCCGCAGUUUCGGCAUCGCGCUCGAUAGUUUCUGGUCUCUCGCUGAAUCCCGCCCCGAAACCUACGGCAAAGAGGCUUUCAAAGCCCUGAACGAGAGCUUCGUCUCCCGCCUGGAUUUCUUCCAAGCCAAACUCAAGGGGAUCGAGAGCUACGCACACAUCACGCUCGAGCGUCUGUCCAUCCAGCGCGCGGCGCUGUACAACAUCAUCGCCCAGAAGGAGUCCAAGCUGGGUCUGCAAAUGGCCGUCGACCAGCGCAAGCUGGCGCACGCCGCCAAACGGGACGCAACCUCUAUGAAAUCCAUCUCCUUCUUGGGCGCGGUAUUUCUACCCGCCACACUACUGGCGUCCGUCUUUUCCAUGACCUUUUUCAACUUUCAGAACCAGGAUUCGGGGGAUUCGUCGUCGUCGUCCGCCGCUGGUGACACCAAUUCAACCUCUUCUGGGGGCAGUGGAAGCGGUGGUUCAGUCUCCCCCACCAUCUGGGUGUACUUUGCCAUCACCAUCCCUGUGACGCUCAUCAUCGUCGUGACCUGGCUCCUGUGGGACAAGAGGCGCGAAGCCGAGUACGCCAAGGUAGAUGAAGAUAUCGAGAAGGGCAUCGAUGCGAUGGAGAAGAAGAUCAUGGCAGAGAUGAGGAAGAGGACGAUGAGCACGGCUAGGACGUGGAAUGUUGCCAAGAGUUGA
This is a messenger RNA of Neurospora tetrasperma FGSC 2508, 1521 nucleotides long. RefSeq lists its product as uncharacterized. Lineage: Eukaryota; Fungi; Ascomycota; Sordariomycetes; Sordariales; Sordariaceae. Bases 1 to 1521 code for a protein of 506 amino acids. The record is from RefSeq and is a predicted model, not a curated record. The transcript is spliced from 5 exons.